Teleopsis dalmanni is the source of this 578-nucleotide messenger RNA. Its product is annotated as C-type lectin 37Db-like. Gene Ontology annotation, molecular function: signaling receptor activity. The coding region runs from base 7 to 528 and encodes 173 amino acids. The record is from RefSeq and is a predicted model, not a curated record. NCBI's taxonomy places the organism in Eukaryota, Metazoa, Arthropoda, Insecta, Diptera, Diopsidae. The transcript is spliced from 3 exons.
GUCAAAAUGACAAUAUCGCGCUUAACAUUAUUUUUGGUUCUACUCUAUAUCUUUAUAGAUUCUUCCAAUUCUGAAGAAACAUGUACGCCUUAUGGACAUGAGCGGUAUUCUUCAUUUAUAAAUAUUGGUAAUAACUAUUACAACAUUCCUCAUGAUAAUAAGACUAAUUGGUUCAAAGCACGUGAAAUAUGUCAGUCGAUGGGAGCUGAUUUGGCUACAAUAACGGAUGAUGGUCAACUUACUGCAAUAUCAAAUCAUUUGAUGUCUUUAGGGUAUGGGGCAAAUGAUUGGUUUUGGACAGCUGGUAACGAUUUAGCUGAGGAUAAUAAUUUCCAUUGGGUUAGUAAUGGUGAAAGAAUGACAUUUACGAAAUGGUCUGCAGGACAGCCAUUUGGUGGUGAGAUUGAAGACUGUGUGCACUUGUGGUUACGUGAAGGACAAUUUAAAAUGAAUGAUUGGAUAUGUAAGGGUGGAAAUGCUUAUUAUAUAUGUCAAGCUCCUAUACCUAAAACUGUUUGCGUAUGGUGAUAAUUUAAAGUUGUCAUUAAACAAUGGAAAUAAAAUAUAAUUGUGAAAUA